Molecule: messenger RNA, 837 nt
Organism: Scutellospora calospora
Lineage: Eukaryota; Fungi; Glomeromycota; Glomeromycetes; Diversisporales; Gigasporaceae
Source: the annotation of a GenBank genome assembly
AUGGCCGCCCUUCCACAUCUGCGUGUGCGAGAUCGUAAGGAGUGGUGGUGGUCGCAAGAAUUCGUGACCACGGUGGAGGAUGUAGUGGGGGCCCGCAAAGACCGUAAUGCACUUGGACCUCAUCGUCUCCGCCCGUACGCAGCACUAGCCGACGAAGCUUUGCCCUUACUCCACACACAAAAGCAGGACCUGAUGGCGGAAUAUUUCUUGUCAUCGUUCACGUCAGUACAACGCACAUAUGAGGCGCCUCGGGCUUCGCUUAGAUACCGUCCAAUUGUUCGUCCUCUGUGCCUCCCAAUGACAGCACCAAGACCAUCCCCGCUCUUCAUGGCAUCAGCAAUACUUCACGUGAUGCAUCACUCAUGUCGCCGGAUUCGACUUCGGCUGAUAUUCGAGCGAGACUCCACGCGGACCAUCAAGGCACCAUCUGUGGGUGGACCGGCUCGUCGGGAUAUUGAGCCCGCAUACGCCCGUCAGAUUGAGGGUCAUAUUGAUAUCGUCGUGGGCUGUCGUCACCACCUGAGCGAAACUCCAGCGUGGACAAAGGAGCCGCUCAUUUCAGCAGAACACAGACUUCUGGAAAGCGACGCCUCAAAACACAAACCCCCCAUUGAGAAGCCCACAUCGGCCUUUAACAAUCAACAUAGGCCCACUGAAAAGCAAUCUUUUGUCGGCAAAGAGCCGGAUCUCGUCAGACUAGAAGGCAGUGGACUUUUCUUCACUGUUCCUUCUAUGGAUGUUGCCGAACGUCCCAACCGCCAAGGGUUACUUCGUUGGAGCAUGACUAGCGACAAUAACCUGUUACCUGACGUUGACCACGCCGAAUCUCUCACAUAG